This is a messenger RNA of Octodon degus (degu), 1792 nucleotides long. RefSeq names its product BTB domain containing 16 (gene Btbd16). The coding region runs from base 278 to 1792 and encodes 504 amino acids. The transcript is spliced from 16 exons. The record is from RefSeq and is a predicted model, not a curated record. Lineage: Eukaryota; Metazoa; Chordata; Mammalia; Rodentia; Octodontidae.
AAAGCUGAGCUCCAGAUGUCGUGAGAGCUUUUGGCAUUCAUGCUCAGAAAGCGGCCAGCCGCCAGCUCCCCAGUAAUUCAGAGACCAGCGCACCGGGCGUUCCUCCAUUCCGCACACUCCCCGGUGGGCAGAGAGCUUCAGAGCUCCAAGCAGGACCGGUGGUUUUCAUCUGCUGUCAAGACCAAGAGUGGCGCCAAGAGACAAGUCCUGCUUGGACUUGUCUCCAUCAGGUGAUCGUCUCUUUCCUUCUGCGUAAUCUCUACUGCUGUUCGUGAAGAUGAUGAACAUGAACAAGAACCGGCUGGAGCGCCGGAUUGUUGGGUCAACGAACCGGUGGCAUUUCCCCAAGAAGCCCUUCUCAGGGGACCUGCUGGCACUUUCCCAGAUGUGCAAGGCGCUGGGCAUAGACCUUGAUGAGGCUCUGAAGCAUCCAGACAGGUUAUGCAUUUCAAAAAUUCAGAAACUUUUCUCUGAGAAUUUCAACAACCAGGCCAUCCAAAGUUUGGAGCCAGAUGUGAUUCUUGAAUGCCUGGGCUGCAAAUGGGAACUCCAUCAACCCCAGCUUUUUCAAUCUGAGACCUUGGCCAAACUUUACCUGGCAGCCCUGAUACAGAGCACGCAUCGCUCCCUGGGAGAGACGAGCAAGACUCUGCAAGCUCAGUUACCUGGGAAGGCCAAGGAGAAAUCCCCCUUCAAGAGGAUGAGCAUUUCUUUGAGGAUCCAUGACUCAUCAGUCACCAGAGUUGCCUUCGCCACGGCCUUGAAGAGCCUCUACAUAAGCGAAGCAGAGAUAAACGCGGACGACGCAGUGGCGGUGCUGGCUUCCGCUAACAUCCUCCAGUUCAGCGGCCUAUUUCAGAAGUGUGUGGACACGAUGAUAAAAGCGCUCACAUCAAGCACCAUCAAGAACUUCUACCUGGCCGGCUGCCAGUACAAAGACGAACGGCUCAUCAAGGCCUGCGAGAAGUGGCUGGAAAUGAAUUUGGUCCCUCUGCUGGGGACACAGCUCCACCUCCGCCAUAUCCCACAGGAUCUUCUCCACAAGGUGCUGCAGUCACCCAGGUUGUUUACCUUUAGCGAGUUUCAUCUUGUGAAAACCUUACUUUUGUGGGUCUACUUGCAACUAAACAAAAAUAUCCAGGUUAUGCCAAUCAAUGAGACUCUGCUGACCUAUUUUAACAGCUUUUCCAAGGAGCACUGCUUUCUGAACCGGGACAUAGGACACAGGUGGAUUUCACUCUUCCUUUGCUUACGGCUAUAUAACAUCACUGGUGUCAAGGAUCUGGAGGAAUUAAAGCACAUUAACUUCUUUCCUGCAUCCUGGCUCAUCCGGGUUACAGCAAACCAUUACUACAUGCUGGAGAACGGGGGUGAUAUGGUUCAUCUGAAAGAUCUAUCCACCCAGGCUGUGAGGUUUGGGCUGCUCUUUUACAAGGAGUAUACCACGCAUUCGAAGACUGUUUCCAUAUAUGGAUUUUUCUUUGAGUUAAAAGGAAUCAAAAAUGAUACUAACUCUUACAGUUUUUACAUGCAGAGAAUAAGACACACAGACAUGAAGUCGCCCUCUGCAGUCUCUGAGCGCAGCACCGUCAGCCUGAGAGCGCAGCGCCUGGUGAGGUAUGAGAUCAGAGCCCAGGCCCUGGUGAGCGGCAGGUGGCAGGAGUUCAGCACCAGCCAGGUCACCCAGAAGUUCGGGCUCGCCAAGCCACACUGCAAAAGCCACGUCUUGGAAGUUCAAAGUGUGGGCGCCCCAAUCUAUGUGAGCUUUGAUAUCAUCUUCCCAAUAUCUUGA